Aspergillus wentii DTO 134E9 is the source of this 2499-nucleotide messenger RNA. Its product is annotated as Golgi transport complex subunit COG4. NCBI's taxonomy places the organism in Eukaryota, Fungi, Ascomycota, Eurotiomycetes, Eurotiales, Aspergillaceae. The coding region runs from base 1 to 2499 and encodes 832 amino acids. The transcript is spliced from 2 exons. The record is from RefSeq and is a predicted model, not a curated record.
AUGUCCAAACCGUCCGGCCUCACUGCGGUCAAUGGACACGCAGAGUCUCCAUCGGAUCGACCUCCCCCGCAAUCCGCAUCGUCCCCACCACCCGACAUCUACAAUGCCAGCUCCGUCGCAGAGAUAAAGGCCACCCUGUCGCACCUCCACAACCAAGAGGCCUCCGUCACAGCCCGUUUAGAUGCACUCGUGGCUUCGCAGAAGGAUUUCUCUCGGGAAUUGGGUCGAUUGGAUGUACUACGUGCCAACCUCGGGUCUAAAACCAGCACUACUCGUUCUAUCAGCCAUGGCAUGCUCUCCGAUGCCGCUGCCACUGCCGACCGUAUCUCCAGUGCCGUUCGCAGCCUCGAUCUGGAACAGGCCCGGGUGAAGGCUACUCUGGAAGUCGUAGAGCAGGUAGCUGAGCUCAAGGCUUGCGUACUGGGUGUCUCGGGCUCCAUGGGGGCUCCGCAGGACUGGGAGACGGCUGCUAGUUAUCUCAACCGGGCGUCCAAGAUCCCCGCGGAGGUGGUGCAUGGUGCAUUCGCAGCUGAGAUGGUUCCCACGGCUGAAGUCCCGGACCCGCCGAAUGUUACAUUGGAGAAUGCAGCUGAGUCGUUAUGUGGUUUGUUUCUCCGCGAGUUUGACAAGGCCGUCAAGGAGAACAACGGAGCCAAGAUCACGCGGUUCUUUAAACUGUUUCCCCUCAUUGGCCGCUCCGAGGUUGGACUGGAUGUUUAUGGACGAUAUGUAUGCCAGGGCGUGGCAGCGCGUGCACGAAGCAACCUCAAUGCGGGCGCUGGAGGGUCUCAAAGCAAAGAUGGAUUCUUCUACGCCAACGCUCUUACCAAAUUGUUCGAGCACAUUGCACAGAUUGUCGGUGGCCACGGUGGACUUGUCGAGCGUCAUUAUGGCCCGCGGAAAAUGAACCGGGUCAUUGAACGGUUGCAAGUCGAAGCAGAUGUCCAGGGAGGCAUUAUUCUUGACACUUGGAGUGACGAGAGGCAUGUGGAUCGCAAGCUUACGGAUAUCAAGUCGUACGCGUUCACUUUCCUGGUCCAGAGCUUUCUUCCUGCGCAGCGGACAGGGACUCCACGGUCGAACUCCCCAGCGAAUCGAGACGGUAGCGCAGCUCCCGGGGAAGAUGAGGGAGUGGACAUGAAAGAGAUUGACGGGCUACUAAACGAGAUGGGCGUCAUGUUGGGCCGGUGGUCACUUUACUGUCGGUUUUUGGCUGAUACAUGCAAUGCUCCUGAGGAAGGGGAGGACGAUGAUCGACGAUUGGUGAUGCCAGCGUUCCUAAAGGAAUCUUUACUGUCCCGGAAGAUCAAUGACCGCAUAGCCACUCCAUUCAACACCAUGACUACAUUCUUCCUUCGACGGUCGGUAGAAAAGGCGUUCCAGAUGGAUGAGCAGCCUGCUGGCUUGACUUUGCACCCGCAGAGGCCAUUGAAAGCGGAUCCACCACAUAUCACCUCUGCCGUGGAUGAUAUCAUGUACAUAGUCAACAAGGUCCUGCAACAAUCCUUGGCCACGUCUCAAAUUGCAGUGGUCACCAAUGUUGUGCCCACAUUGGCAAGGGUGCUAGGAUCCGACUUUAUCGGCAUGACGCAGCGGAAGAUGCGCGACGAAUGCUACCCCCGGGCUGCUGUCCAGGGUGCCCAGCCGCCUGAACAGAUAGUGCUCUCGUUCUUGGUCCUGAUCAACAACCUCGACGUCGCCGUCGACUAUAUUCGCCGCAUUGUGCAGAACAAUAGGGAAAAGAAGCAAGCCGUGAUGGGACCGGAUGGAAUACCAGAAGAAACGGACCAGCUGCGCUCACUCUUCCCUGCACCCGCAGAAACUGCCCUCGUGGCACAGACGAUACAGACCCUAUCUUCAUCCUUCGAAUCCAAGGUCAACGAUCUCCUAUCUGACGGCAUCCAAGUCACAUUCAACAACGUCGUCAAGCAUCGUCUCCGUCCCAUCCUCGCCGACGCCUUCCGUGACAUCGAAUACCAACCCCGCGAUGACCGAGACCCCACCAGCACCGUCUACAACGACUACCACCACGACGAUGACGAUGCCGACGGCGACGACGACACCAGCCGAGCCGAGCUCGUCCGUCCUCGCUUCGCAGCCAGCUGGUCCGAGUUACUCCUCCCCAUUGCCCGCAUCCUGACCGCACCUGCCUUUGACCGUCUCCUCACCGUAACAAUCGCCUAUCUAACUCGCCUCCUGGAGAAACGACUCUGGUCCUACCAGGGCCGUGUCAAUUCCCUGGGCGCCACCCGACUCGAACGCGAUAUAUCCGGUGUUGUCGCGGCGGCGGUAGACGUCGGGGGUGGACAUGGAGCGCCGGGCCGGUAUCGACACCGCGAGGCCUUUGCGCGGUGUAUGCAAAUGGUCAUGGUCAUGGGGAUGGAUGAUGAUGAGUGGGAGGAUGUUAUGAAAGGAGGGGAGACGGCCGAGGUGAUUGAUCGGCUGAGCGUGGAGGAGAGGGUAAGGGCUAGGGGGAUGGUGAGACGGGAUAUGGUUUAA